AUGGAGAGAAGCUUCAGGCGAGAGCGCGCUACGGAUAGCAAAGCGGCUUCAACAAUCACGGAAGAAACUGGCGGGUCGACUCAGGAGAACGAGCCUGUCUCGAAGAGUAGGAACAUACGUUCGUGUUACAGAGCACUCGAAAAUCGCAUCAAUGAGGGAAAAGAUGAUUUGGCCAGUGGGGAUUCAGAAAAUUUCAUGACCAUUAUGAAAGAAGUGGAAAAUAUUCACCAACAUGUGAAAAAGCCUCGAGAGCAAGUAGCAGAUGCAGAAACUUUGCUUGGGCUUACGAGGAACUUGGCAGCCUGUGUUAGAACACAUACUAGUGGUGGUGUCACUCCAGCUGAGUUUAUUUCCGGUUUGAUCAGAAAAUUUGAGCAGCAAAAUUCUACAAAGUGGGCUUCGGAGAAUUCGCAAUGUAUAUCAUGGCAAACUAUUGGCCGUUUGGUGUCACCUGUUUUCAUGAAUGGAUCGGGGUGCAAAACAAUGAAUGGACCUAUGAGAAAUACGCUUAAGCCAAGGAAGUUGACGGUUCGUGCAAGACGAUCGAGGCCAGUAGGGAAAGCUCAUCCUAAAGAGCUUGAGAAAGAUGCUGAGGUGGUGACUGACACAGACAAAAACCUGCGAGUGAUGUUUGAGAUACUAAAGAAAAACAAAAAAGUUAAUGUCGAAAAUCUGAUCUUGAACCGAACUUCCUUUGCUCAGACGGUGGAGAACUUAUUUGCACUAUCUUUCUUGGUGAAAGAUGGAAGGGUCCGUGUGGAUGUGGAUGAAUCUGGUUCUCAACUUAUUGUCCCAACCAAUGGUCCAAGUGCCGAAGAUAUCAAGAAUCGAGUCGUUGAAAACCACCAAUUCAUCUUUAGGUUUGAUUUCAAUGAUUGGAAGCUAAUGAAGACUACGGUGAAGGAGGGAAAUGAACUUAUGCCACAAAGGGACACAUUUGAUAAUGCGACCAAUGCUAAAGCAAAAACCGAACCGUGCAAACAAGAGCCUCCCAUACCAGAAGGAGUACCGUUCUAUUCUUGUUCUGUUCGCACAGCGCCUGUUAAGAAGUUCUCAAAGAACAAUGGGCUCACAAUGGGGGGUUCUUUUCUGUUUGGAAUUGAUGAGGGCAUAAUUGGAAAUUGGAACUGCAAGCGCAAGAGAACGGUUUUGUAA
This is a messenger RNA of Striga hermonthica, 1155 nucleotides long. The record is from the annotation of a GenBank genome assembly. Lineage: Eukaryota; Viridiplantae; Streptophyta; Magnoliopsida; Lamiales; Orobanchaceae.